AUGAUUUUCUAUGCGGCCCCAGUUUGGGCCAAGGGCCUGGGUCAGGUCCACAUAGACAGAAAACUUCAAAACACCCAACAAAGAGCAUUACUUAGAACAUGCAGAGCUUACUCUACCACUUCAACAGCAACCAUGCAGGUUAUCGCGGGAAAAUUGCCAACUGUGCAGGAUAUUGAAUUAGCUUCACAAAGAUGGAGAAUGAGACAAGGCAUUGAUAUAAAUAUUAAUAACAAGGUUUUUGAAAACAUUGAACAAAAUCUUCACUGUAAACAUGGCCUGGCACCACAAGACUGGCCCUUUAUUGCAACCAAUCCUUGGCCAGACCAAACUCUUACUAUUUUCACGGAUGGCUCGAGGCAGGAAGAAGAGGUAGGCUGUGCCUUCGUUGCCUAUAAUGAUAAUAAUGAAGUCCAUAACUCCUCAGACAAGCUAGGCAACUUCUCUGUAUAUCAGGCAGAACUUUGGCCUAUUCUCUCUGCUCUAAGGUGGUGUAACGACAACUACAAAGGAGUUAAUAUUAAUCUCUUCACAGACUCUAGUUCGUCAGUACAAUCGAUCUGUAACUACAAUUGGCGCCACCCCAUCGUUAACCAAAUCUUGCAAGAUAUAUCUAAAAAUUAUAACAGUUUUGCAAUCAUUUGGGUAAGAGGUCAUACCGGUGUCUGCGGGAAUGAACGAGCAGGCUCGCUGUGCUUCAACUGCUAA
This is a messenger RNA of Centruroides sculpturatus (bark scorpion), 705 nucleotides long. RefSeq lists its product as uncharacterized. Lineage: Eukaryota; Metazoa; Arthropoda; Arachnida; Scorpiones; Buthidae. The coding region runs from base 1 to 705 and encodes 234 amino acids. The transcript has a single exon. The record is from RefSeq and is a predicted model, not a curated record. Gene Ontology annotation, molecular function: nucleic acid binding; RNA-DNA hybrid ribonuclease activity.